Closterium sp. Naga37s-1 is the source of this 2424-nucleotide messenger RNA. The record is from the annotation of a GenBank genome assembly. NCBI's taxonomy places the organism in Eukaryota, Viridiplantae, Streptophyta, Zygnematophyceae, Desmidiales, Closteriaceae.
AUGCCUCCCCCUUUCCGAUCCCUUGCCCGGUCCUCAGCAUCAACUUCUCUUGGGCAGUGCCCUCCCUGUUUUCCUCUCCCUUUCCCCCUGUCCUCCUCUCCCUUUCCCCCUGUCCUCCUCUCCCUUUCCCCCUGUCCUCCUCUCCCUUUCCCCCUAUCCUCCUCUCCCUUUCCCCCUGUCCUCCUCUCCAUUUCCCCCUGUCCUCCUCUCCCUUUCCCCCUGUCCUCCUCUCCCUUUCCCCCUGUCCUCCUCUCCCUUUCCCCCUGUCCUCCUCUCCAUUUCCCCCUGUCCUCCUCUCCCUUUCCCCUUGUCCUCCUCUCCCUUUCCCCCUGUCCUCCUCUCCCUUUCCCCCUGUCCUCCUCUCCCUUUCCCCCUGUCCUUCUCUCCCUUUCCCCCUGUCCUCUCCAUUUCCCCCUGUCCUCCUCUCCAUUUCCCCCUGUCCUUCUCUCCCUUUCCCCCUGUCCUCCUCUCCCUUUCCCCCUGUCCUUCUCUCCCUUUCCCCCUGUCCUCCUCUCCCUUUCCCCUUGUCCUUCUCUCCCUUUUCCCCUGUCCUCCUCUCCAUUUCCCCCUGUCCUCCUCUCCCUUUCCCCCUGUCCUCUCCCUUUCCCCCUGUCCUCCUCUCCAUUUCCCUCUGUCCUCCUCUCCCUUUCCCCCUGUCCUCCUCUCCCUUUCCCCCUGUCCUCCUCUCCCUUUCCCCCUGUCCUCCUCUCCCUUUCCCCCUGUCCUCCUCUCCCUUUCCCCCUGUCCUCUUCUCCAUUUCCCCCUGUCCUCCUCUCCAUUUCCCCCUGUCAUCCUCUCCCUUUCCCCCUGUCCUCCUCUCCCUUUCCCCCAGUCCUCCUCUCCAUUUCCCCCUGUCCUUCUCUCCCUUUCCCCCUGUCCUUCUCUCCCUUUCCCCCUGUCCUUCCCUCCCACCUUUCCUCCCCCUCUCUCACAUCCCUUCCCUUUCCUACUGUCCUCUCCCACCAUUCACGCUUCUCUCAGCCAUCCCUUUCCCCCCUCCCCUGCCCCUCGCCUUCCCCCACUACCGUCCCUUCCCUUUCCACUACGUUCUCUCGUUCAAUUCAGCCAACAUACAUUCAGAUUCACGAUCAAAUCAGGGCAGCGAACAGAAACGCAGCAGGCAGCAACGCGUCGUCGUCUCCGCCUCUUCGGUUCAUCACCUACGAAUGGUUCGACAACUGCGGAGGGCUAGGGGACUCCCUGCUAGGCCUCGCGUCCACGUUCGCCGUGGCGCUGAUCAUGCGGCGCGCGUUCAUCAUCCGCCAUCCGUGCAUCCCGUUCGCGUUCGAGCCCAACCUCGUGGACUGGACGCCGUCCCCCGACGUGCCCAUGGAGCCCGCGCGCGAGAUCGCCAUGGACCGAGCCGUGGCGCGGGUGGCGGCGUGGGAGAAGCUGCAGGCGGCGGACGAGGUGCCGAUGAUGGACUUGCGCAACCUGUUCCUCUUCGACCUCGCCUUCUUCUUCCACCCCUUCCACGACGCCGUCAACAUGCGCCUCUCGUGGAACCGCGGCGAGCUCACGGAGCUGCUCACGGAGGAGCAAGGGCCGUGGGGCGAGUGGAUGCGCGCCACAGGGCUCCGCGUGCCCUACUCCGUUGGUUGCAUCCUGCGCUUGCUGCUCAAGCCCAAGCCUGAAGUGACGAAGCUGUUGGACUCGUUGUGGGGCGAGACACAUGCACCCUACACCGUCAGCAUUGGGGUUCACGUCAGGAUUCAAGAUGAAACGGCAUGGCAAGGUGAGAGGAAGCUAAGGCCCAAGGAGUACAAUUCCACCGAGCUUCAGGAGCUUCUGGAAACGGCAGCUCCAAUCAUUGGGUGUGCCCAGUCAGUGGAGGCGUGGUGGUUUCCACCACCGCUGAGGGUGCGGUGGGUGCUCAUUACCAACUCGGGGCAGCUCAAGGACUCGCUCAAGCAGCAGCUGCCGGAUAAGGUGCUGUUCACGGGCUUUGUGCCACGGCACUCGGAGAAGUUGGGCGACAUAUUGCUGAGGGAGCGCGGGUACAACCACUUUGCGGGCAACGCCUCCGAUGCCGUGCUGCUGCACGACUACGAGGAGGCAGCGGUGCGCGAGGCCAUGGCGCACGGGGAGGACGUGGCGCAGGUGAACCACACACACAUCCACGAGGCCGUGCUCGCCAACCUCACUGCUGCCGGCAAACUCACGGGCUCCGUGCACAGAGGGGAGGAAGGAGGUGAGGCUGACGAGGCGGAGAGGAAGAGCGCGGCGGUGAUGGACUUUCGCGAGAUGGUGGCGGAGUGGCUGCUGCUCUCCACCUGCCACUCCUUCGUGCUGCCCGAGUCCGGCUUCUCCCGCUCUGCCGCGCUCUACUCGCUGCGCCCCAUGAGCAUCUUCUUCUACCAGCGCUGCGACCCUGAGGCCCCCGAGAAGCUCACCGACAUGGCCAGCACUUGGAGUAGAGUCUGA